This is a messenger RNA of Striga asiatica, 1101 nucleotides long. The record is from the annotation of a GenBank genome assembly. Lineage: Eukaryota; Viridiplantae; Streptophyta; Magnoliopsida; Lamiales; Orobanchaceae.
AUGGCGAGCAACGGCGAUGAAUCACCCAGAUCCGGCGCCGGGGCAGCGAACGAGAACCCUGCGUCCGCUGCAGACCAGCUGCCGAUGACUUCCAGUCAAAAUUACACGGACGACGACGGCGUCGAGGCUGAAAUAAUCAGAGAUGAAGAAGAAGACAACAUCGACGACGAGGAAGGAGAGGACCUCUUAAACGACCAAUUCAUGAAGUCGGGUGAUUUCCGGAAGAUAGGAAUGCAGGACCAGUACGAAACCUUGGGUCUGGAUGAUUCCAUGGAGGAUGAUAGGGAUUUCUACCAGAUUAUGGCUGACCGCAAGUAUCCCCAGAUUCUUCACAACCAAGACACCAAUGAUGAUGAAGAGAGGCUGCCAAUAAUCACUAGAGGUUCACCUGGUAGAUCACAAGGAGGGAACUUCAGAGAUGAUGUAUCCAUGACUGAUAUGGACGAUGAUGAAGAGAAUGAGGAAAGUGAGUCUGAGAUGUAUAGAGUUCAAGGAACCCUCAGAGAGUGGGUUAUGAGAGAUGAAGUGAGGCGUUUCAUCGCCAAGAAGUUCAAGGAGUUCUUGCUUACUUAUGUGAAUCCAAAAUAUGAGCAUGGAGACUUUGAGUAUCUAAGGCAGAUAAAUGAAAUGGUGGCGGUUAACAAGUGCUGUCUGGAGAUUGAUUACAUACAAUUUCUCUCUACCCACACGAUCAUUGCAAUCUGGCUUGUAGAUGCUCCUUCGGUCCUCGAGGUUAUGGAAGAAGUUGCCAGUAAGAUUGUUUUCCAGUUUCAUCCAAAUUACAGCAAAAUCCAUCAAAAGAUAUAUGUGCACAUCACCAACCUGCCCCCGUAUGAUCUAUGGUAACUAAAUUUCACAGGCGGAUACGCCUGCAAAAGCUUCUUUCCUUCAAGAGGCAUCAGCAGAUGCUGAUGGAGGGGACUGCAUGACUUCUUUUUUUUUUGUUCAGUUCCAUAGUUAUAUAAGAUCAGGCUCUUGUUUACAAGUAUAAUAUCUGCAUUGGAAUUUAUGUAGUUUAUAAUAAUAUCUAUUCUUAGUUUUAUUGUUGGUCCAAUUCAUACAUUAGUAUUGUUACCAUUUUUUAUAAGCACACUCAUUUUA